AUGUCUUCUUCAGAGGGCAGCUCAGACAUGAAAACUGACCAUGAGUUCCAUGAAGAUGAGUCUGAAUCCUUGCCAGACCUGGAAGCACAAGGCGCCCUGGCAUCAGACUCCAGCCUUUCUUCUGUGGCUUCCACCCACUCUGGUCCAAGAGUCAAAUCUGUAACCUUUAAGAAGUGUAAUAUUCGAGACAGGAACCAGCAAGUUCUGGUUUUGGAAGGCGGGGUCCUCAAGGCAGUCCCAGACAAAGACGUCACAGCCCGAGAGACUUUUUAUAUAUCAGUUUCACACAGAAGAGUUGUGAAACCUACGAACGAGGGAAAGAAUCAUAUUUUUUUGGCUGUCUCGAAAGGCGAGUUCUGUCUCUACUGUGAAAAAGCCAAAGGGCCAAAGCCCCCUUCUUUGCAACUAAAGAAAAAGCACAUCAAAGAACUGAGUUCACUGAAGGCUAAGGAUUGUCUGCCGUUCACUUUCAUCAAGGAACAGAGAUCAAGCCCAGGUCUCCUAAGUCUCCUGCGUUACAGGUGGAUUCUUUACCCACUGAGCCAUCGGGGAAAAGUCAAGGAAGAGUCAAAGACUGCCAGCUUCUCUAUUUUGGCACCUACUUCCAACUCAGGACCAAUUAGGAAAAGGCAGCUAUGUUGUCCAAACCAAUCACGUAGAGGCCCCUCCCCCAGCUUCUCCAUGGCAACAAGUCCAAUCAAAGCAUACCCCGAGCCCUCCCUUUCUGCCUGCCCUGAGUCUCUGCCAAAAGCUAUUGACAGUGUCUGA
Messenger RNA from Rangifer tarandus platyrhynchus (Svalbard reindeer), 768 nucleotides. NCBI's taxonomy places the organism in Eukaryota, Metazoa, Chordata, Mammalia, Artiodactyla, Cervidae. The record is from the annotation of a GenBank genome assembly.